Molecule: messenger RNA, 1452 nt
Organism: Talpa occidentalis (Iberian mole)
Lineage: Eukaryota; Metazoa; Chordata; Mammalia; Eulipotyphla; Talpidae
Product: trifunctional enzyme subunit beta, mitochondrial-like
Biological process (GO): fatty acid beta-oxidation
Molecular function (GO): acyltransferase activity, transferring groups other than amino-acyl groups
Source: RefSeq, a predicted model, not a curated record
AUGGUGGGGGCAGAAAUGGCUGACCCCAGAAUCAUUGAAGAUCUAAAAAUGCUAAAAUCCCAAAUGGUGAAAUCCCAGGGGCUGCUUCUGCAGUCCUUUAUAUUUAUUAUCAGUGUCUCCAUUCCCACCAAUACUUCGAGCUGUCCCACCUGUCCAGAUCAUAUCAAAGAAAACCUUAACCCACCCAACACGAGGACCAGUGUGGUGAUGGAUGGUGUCCACACUUCAUCUUUGCUGUCAGGCACUUCAUACAAAGACCUGAUGCCACAUGAUGUGGCUAGAGAAGCACUUUCAGGUCUGUUGCAUCAGAUGAGUGUCCCAAAGGACAUUGUUGAUUAUAUCAUCUUUGGAGUUAUGCAGGAAGUAAAAACAAGCAAUGUGGCUACAAAGGUUGCCCUCGAAGCAGGCUUUUCUGUCUAUACUCCAGCUCACACUGUCACUGUGGCUGGCAUCUCUGCAAACCACACCAUGAUCUCAAGUGUUGGCUUGAUUGUUUCUGGCCGUGGUGAUAUGGUUGUGGCAGGUGAUGUACAGUUGAUGUCAUUCAUGGAAAAUGAGGAAAAUAUGAACUCAAUAAUUGCUCAGACAGCAACUGAUCUCUCCGGUAAACUGCUGUCUUUAAUCUCUAAGUUCAGACUGAAUUUCCUGUCUCCUGAAUUCCCUGCAGUAGUUGAGUUCUCCAGCAAUAAGAACAUGGGUCACUCUGCACACAGACUGGCUGCUGCCUUUUCUGUUUUUCCAUCCCCACAGGAUGAAUACGGGCUGUACUGGCACAGCCUGGCCCAGAAGGCACAGAAUGAAGCUCUUUCUGAUUUUGUACUCUUCAAAGUACCAGGAAAAGAUACAGUUAUGAAAGAUAAUGGCUUUCAUCCUUCCUCACUGCAGCAGAUGGCCAAACUAAAAGCUUUAUUCAUCAAGCCCUAUGGCACAGUGACAACUGCAAAUUCUUCUUUCCUGACUGAUGAUGCUUCUGCAAUACUGAUUUUGGCAGAAGAAAAAGCUCUGGCCAUGGGUUAUAAACCAGAGGCAUAUUUAAGAGAUUUUGUGUAUGUGUCUCAGGAUCCAAAAGGUCAGCUUUUACUUGAACCAACAUAUGCUCCUCCAAAAAUUCUAGAAAAGGCCAAAUUAACAAUGAAUGAUAUUGAUGCUUUUGAAUUUCAUGAAGACUUCUCUGGUGAGAUUUUGACAAAUUUUAAAGCUGUGGAUUCUGACUGGUUUGCACAAAACUACAUGGGUAGAAAAAACAAGGUUGUAUUGGCUCCACUGGGAAAGUUUAACAACUGGGGUGGCUUGCUGCCCCUGGGACACCUGUUUGGGACCAUUGGUUGCUGGUUGGCUAUGACAACUGCUAACAGACUAUGGAAGGAUGGAGGCCAGUAUGGCUUAGCAGCUACCUGUGUAGUUGGAGGACAGGGACAUGCUAUGAAAAUGGAAGCUUAUCCAAAACAAUAG